AUGUCGCUCGCAGGGCGAGUUAUCAUCAUUACAGGAGGCUCCAAUGGUAUUGGAAAGGCCUGUGUUGAACGAUUGGGACGAGACGGCGCCAGUGUUGUGGUCAACUACUACAGCGAUGAAGCUGGCGCGAAUGCGCUUGUUUCUUCUAUUGGCGAAGAUCGUGCCUUGGCUGUCCAGGCCGAUGCCAGCACGAUGGACGGAAUCACCAAAAUUAUCGACGAAGCAGUGAAGAAGUUCGGCCACAUCGAUGUAGUGAUGGCAAAUGCUGCAAUGAUGAUGAUGCGCAAUGUCGAGAAUACAACUGAAGACGACUUUGACAACAUGUUCAAGCUUAAUGUCAAAGGGCCGUACUUUCUUGCCCAGAAAGCUGCGCCUCACAUCCGCGACGGUGGAAGCAUUAUUUUCGUUUCUACUGGCAUUUGCCACCACUCACUCGUCUUGCCCGACUACCUUCUCUACGCCUCAACAAAGGGGGCAAUUGAGCAGAUGACACGUGUUAUGGCAAAGGGACUGGCUGCAAAGGGCAUUACGGUGAAUGCUGUCGGCCCAGGUCCCACUGCCACGGAACUGUUCUUCAAGGGGAAAAGUGAAGCCCAGAUAAAUGCGCUCAAGAAGAUGAACCCUUUUGGCCGAUUCGGCGAGCCAGCCGAAAUUGCCAGCAUGGUUGCCUUCUUAGCUGGCCCCGACAGCCGAUGGGUCUCGGGACAAACCUACCUGGUAAAUGGAGGACAGCUUGACGUUGUACGAAGUGCAUGUUCAUCUUAUCAACUCCGUGGUUCCCGCCACUGUUCCCAUUAUCACGUGCCGCGGGUGACUAAAUGGUCGCUGUGUCCUCAGCUGUAUUGA
Akanthomyces muscarius is the source of this 846-nucleotide messenger RNA. RefSeq lists its product as uncharacterized. Lineage: Eukaryota; Fungi; Ascomycota; Sordariomycetes; Hypocreales; Cordycipitaceae. The record is from RefSeq and is a predicted model, not a curated record. Gene Ontology annotation, molecular function: oxidoreductase activity. The transcript is spliced from 4 exons. The coding region runs from base 1 to 846 and encodes 281 amino acids.